Molecule: messenger RNA, 843 nt
Organism: Ambispora gerdemannii
Lineage: Eukaryota; Fungi; Glomeromycota; Glomeromycetes; Archaeosporales; Ambisporaceae
Source: the annotation of a GenBank genome assembly
AUGACAUCUUUAACUUUACCUUUUCUUGUCUUGUUUUACAUUGUCGUGGUUUCAGAAGGAAGGGACUUAUAUAGUGGACUUGAUGUCUAUUUUGAUGAAUCACAGGUGGACUUUAACGGAACACGAGCUGAACGCGAAGUUACAGUUAUCGAGUUACCUCCGAUCCUACAGAUUCAAGUACAGCGAGUACAAUUUGAUCGAGUUACUUCAAAUGUAUAUAAAUCAAAUGCUUACAUCAAAUUCGACAAAGUGAUUCAUCUCGAUCGGUAUAUGGAGCAGUACCGUGAGACGUUGCGCGAAAGACGUAAAAACGCACGUGAAUGGAGUCAACUUAUCGAUCAGUAUACUCAAGUGCUUGAUGAAUUUGGUAUUGAUAAGACGAUCGGUUUAUCACCCGAUGAAAUACUAAAAAGAGCCACCCGAUUCAUCCUCGCACAGUGUGAAAACGAUGCUACGGAUGAUUUGGAGUAUCAAAAAGAUUUUGCUGAAAUUAAAAAAGAUAGCGAGCGUCUAAAAAGUCAGAAAGAAGAAACGAAAGAAAAAAUUGCUGAACUGCAAGAUCGGCUAAAACAUCAAUACGACGAUUUAAGAGAAUGCGAAUAUCGGAUACAUGCAGUAUUCAUACAUAGUGGUCAAGCAUCAUUUGGUCACUACUGGAUAUACAUAUACGAUUUUGAGCUGGAUCGGUGGCUCAAAUAUAAUGAUACUGAAGUAUCAGAGGUUGAAGAAGCGGAAGUCUUUGCUGAUACCUCGGGAUCAUCAACGAAUCCUUAUUGUAUGGUGUAUGUACGAGCACAAGACUGUAAGCGACUGGUCAAUACCGUGUGUCGCAGGCCAAACUAA